Astyanax mexicanus (Mexican tetra) is the source of this 1633-nucleotide messenger RNA. It is a transcript of the gene pip4k2cb, whose product is annotated as phosphatidylinositol-5-phosphate 4-kinase, type II, gamma b. The transcript is spliced from 10 exons. Gene Ontology annotation, molecular function: phosphatidylinositol kinase activity. Gene Ontology annotation, biological process: phosphatidylinositol metabolic process. Lineage: Eukaryota; Metazoa; Chordata; Actinopteri; Characiformes; Acestrorhamphidae. The record is from RefSeq and is a predicted model, not a curated record. Bases 157 to 1413 code for a protein of 418 amino acids.
CUGUUUAAACACAAGCCCAUUCAGUCCGGGAGAACUCAGAGAACAGAACCAGCUCAAAUACGGAUUAUCCCAGAGCCUGAGAACCAGGAGCCUGAGAAUGCUCUACCUCACUCCACCAGACUCAUAAUCUCCACUGACUGGGUCAGACUGAAAACAAUGGCUUCUCCCAGUAAAUCAUCAAUUGCCUCAAACCCUUCCUUCAAGCUUUCCAGAACCAAGAGCAAGAAGAAGAACUUCGUCCAGCAGAAGGUGGAGGUUCUGAGAGCCAGCAACCCGGUUCUGAAUGUCUUUAUGUGGGGGAUAAAUCACACGGUGAAUGACCUCUCUCAGGUGCAGGUUCCUGUUAUGCUGCUGCCAGAUGAUUUUAAAGCCAACUGCAAGAUCAAGGUCAACAAUCACCUGUUCAACAAGGAGAAUCUUCCGGGACACUUUAAGUUUAAGGAGUACUGCCCACAGGUGUUCCGCAAUCUCCGGGAACGCUUCGGAAUUGAGGACCACGACUACCAGGUCUCGUUAGCGCGUAGCCCCCCCAUCCGUGACGGCCGCGGUCAGGACGAGCGGGUGCUCACCUCGUAUGACCGAACGCUGAUCAUCAAACAGAUCUCCAGUGAGGAGGUGGAGGAUAUGCACCACAUCCUGUCCGAGUACCAUCAGCAUAUCGUGACAUGCCACGGCAUCACGCUGCUCCCUCAGUUUCUCGGUAUGUACCGCGUUACUGUGGAUAAUGAGGACACGUACCUCACCGUCACCAGGAGCAUGUUCAGCCACAGACUGACCAUCCACAGGAAGUACGACCUGAAGGGUUCUCUGGUGUCUCGUGAAGCGAGUGAUAAAGAGAAGGUGAAGGAACUGCCCACGUUUAAGGACAUGGACUUCAGGAACAACAUGCAGCAGAUUUAUUUAAGUGAUGAGGAGAAGGAGAAGCUGAUGGAGAAGCUAAACCGAGACGUAGAGUUCCUCGUACGUUCAAAGAUCAUGGACUACAGUCUGCUGUUGGGGAUCCAUGACCUGGAGAGGGCGGAGCGUGAGGAAGAGGAGGAGUUUGAAGAAUCGACGUGUGAAGAGGAGGAAGAGUCUGAGAACGGUGUUUCGGCAGGUUCACCAGCUGUGGUUUCUCCCAGCACCUCACCUGAAGCAACUGCAGGCUACUUGAGUACCCAUAAGCCCUUUGGACCAGGAGAAUAUGACCCGUAUGUGGACGUUUACGCCAUCCAGAGUGCAGCCGGCGCUCCACAGAGAGAGGUGUACUUUAUGGGUCUGAUAAACAUUCUGACACAUUACGACACCAGGAAGAAAGCAGCGCAUGCAGCAAAAACUGUGAAACAUGGGUCCAGUGCAGAGAUCUCGACAGUUCACCCCGAGCAGUAUGGCAAGAGGUUCCUGGAGUUCAUCUCAAACAUCAUUGCUUAUUGAACCAGUCAGUCUACAAGCAAAAAAUUAUAUUCAUUAGUAAAAAAAAAUCUGUAGCUUAAGAGUAAUGUAUCAAAUUGCACUGUUAAUGUAAAUGAUGUACACUGCUGGUAUAAAUAUUAUAAUUUUUAGUGUAAAGUUUUACCAUUCAGAGAUUUUUUGAGUAUCUUUGCUAAUCAUAAAUAACUAUUUUUUUUUUCUGAAUAAAAAUCUGUUACUGUAA